Messenger RNA from Penicillium brevicompactum, 1305 nucleotides. RefSeq names its product glycoside hydrolase family 43 protein. Gene Ontology annotation, biological process: carbohydrate metabolic process. The record is from RefSeq and is a predicted model, not a curated record. Bases 1 to 1305 code for a protein of 434 amino acids. Gene Ontology annotation, molecular function: hydrolase activity, hydrolyzing O-glycosyl compounds. Lineage: Eukaryota; Fungi; Ascomycota; Eurotiomycetes; Eurotiales; Aspergillaceae. The transcript has 2 exons.
AUGGCAUCUCAAAUAUCGUUUGAGGCUGAUAAUAAGGUCGAUCCUUCUGUCGCGGUCAACGAAGUCCCAGACAGGAACGAUAACCCACCACCAUGGUCGCCAGCGGUCGAGGAAGGCAACGAGGCGACUGAAAAGCCACAGAAGAAAGCAUUCUUCACAAAACCAUGGGGAAGGCGUCAGAUGGGAGCAAUCUGCGCCAUUGUGUUUGUCGCGUUCACCGUCAGCGCACUUGUCAUAGCACUCCCGAUAUAUUUCACGAAAAUUUACGGUUAUGCGAAAGACACAGACGAUUACUGGAAACUGCCUCAGCCCAAUGAAGAUGCAAGCUACCACGAAGAGAAAAACGCGCCCAAAUUUGCUCUGCACAACUUUCCCGACCCCGGACUCAUGAAGCACGAUGGAAUUUGGUAUGCGUAUGGAACCAAUCCCCAGAAGAAGAAUCCCAACAGCAUCCACGUGCCUGUGGCUACCUCGAGUGAUUUUGUGAACUGGACACUCAAGGCAGACUACGAUACACUGCCUACGCUUGGGCCAUGGGAGGGAAAGGUCAAUCACUGGGCACCUGAUGUGAUUCAGCGGAAUGACGGCAAAUUCGUGAUGUAUUACUCAGGUCAAGUGAAGAAAAAUUUCGGUACCCAUCAUUGUGUUGGCGUCGCGGUAUCAAACGGCACAAGUCCCUUGGGCCCAUUCAUCCCGGAAAAUGAACCACUGGCUUGCCCCCACAAACACGGCGGUGCAAUUGACCCAUCGCCCUUCCGAGAUACGGACGGCACACUCUAUGUCGUCUACAAAGGCGACGGAAACAGUGUUGGCCAUGGCGGCAAUUGCGGCAACAGUAAGAAGCCAGUGGUAUCUGUUCCGAUCCUACUGCAGGAACUAAAGAGUGACGGCGUCACAACGGUCGGAGACGCAGUGAAGAUUCUCGAUAUCGAUGGCUCCGACGGUCCGCUCGUCGAGGCUCCCAAUAUCAUCGUCACCUCAGACGGAACUUAUUACCUGUUCUUCUCUUCUCAUUGCUAUACCUCGUUUGGGUACAAUGUGAAAUACGCACACUCUAAGUCUCUCAAAGGCCGAUAUGCCAGGGCUGAUCGGCCUUUGCUGCAGACAUCUGAUUGGGGUCUCGAGUCUCCCGGCGGCGCGACGGUGUCAACAGAUGGAACCAAGAUUGUCUUCCAUGCGAACUGUGGAACACAUCGUUGUAUGUGGGCCGGAGCUUUGGAUAUCCGAUCGAACAACAACACGAUCGUGAUGGCGGAGCUCACAGCGAACCAGACGUCCACGAGUUCUACAAGGAGAUCCCGCUGA